AUGUCUAGAAGGUGCUUUUGGGUCGCAUACGACAUUGAUCGUGUUGCAGCUUUUACCCUCGGUCGACCAGUAGGUAUCCCGGAUGAGUUGAUCGAUGCAGAGCUUCCCAUGGAUAUUGAAGACGAGAAUAUUACUCACAGUGGCCUGUUGGCGAACCCCCGUGCUACCGGUGACCAGGUGCCAACAAUCAUGACAGGCACUCUUCAUGUUAUCAAGUUGAGGCAACUAUGGGCAAAAUUCCAUGCCACUCUCUAUUCGCCUCAAUUACAAUACGCCAGUACGGGUAGCCAAUUUGCCACUGUUGACACUCUGCGCCAAGAAUUGGAAGAAUGGCAUGCAUCAGCUCCCACACACCUGGACUAUUCAUCCUCUCAUCCUUUAUCGGUGUUUGCAUCAAAUGAAUGGUUCCAAAUUGCCUACAAUCAUUCAAUUCUGAUUCUUUAUCGCUCACAUAUCACUAGAAUUCUGGGUGAACGACAGGCAUCUGGCCCAAACGAGUCGAACAGCACCGACUUCAUUGAAGAGGAAGAGGACCUCCAAAGAGCAUUCGAAAAUUGCUCCCGCUGUGCCCGUGAAAUAUGCGUGCUGUAUCGUCGGCUAUACCAGGAAUCAAGUGUUCAAUUCACUUGGGGAAGUCUCCAUAUUCUGUUCCUUGGCGGGUUGACAUAUUUGUAUUGUCUCUGGCGGUCAUGGCGAAUACGCCAGCAGACUAAGCAGAGCGAGAUAUUAAAUACAUGUAUGGCCUGCACAACAGUCUUGGUCAUUAUAGCUGAGCGGUGGAACUUGGCCACAUCGUAUCGCGAUAUCUUCGAAACACUCUCUGAGAAAACCAUCAACAUGAUCUGCGGAAAUGAUAAGCUUGCUGGACCAGCCCCUCCACAGUCACAAUGGACUGCCCCUUAUGACAAUCUCCUUUCCCCAAGAGACUGGAGUUUGGGCUUUGAUGAUUUAUCCAUGCCUCAAGGUUCCGACUGCUUACCAUACAAGAAUCGUUCAAUCGUCACUAAAAUGUCUGAGCUAUCUGUUGAAGGCCAAGAGUCGAAGGCAGUCCCCUGCUACCACGACCACCCUCCGCAAUACGACUCAUACUAUGGAAGCCAAGACUUACUCACCUCUAUCAUUGAGAACGAGCAUACUGUCCGGAAAUUAGACAAACGGAUGGAUGAGUUGAACACAAAGAUAACGGAGAUAGCCAACAUAAGAGAGGAGCUGUAG
Molecule: messenger RNA, 1215 nt
Organism: Penicillium psychrosexuale
Lineage: Eukaryota; Fungi; Ascomycota; Eurotiomycetes; Eurotiales; Aspergillaceae
Product: fungal specific transcription factor domain-containing protein
Exons: 3
Coding region: 1-1215 (404 amino acids)
Biological process (GO): DNA-templated transcription; positive regulation of transcription by RNA polymerase II
Molecular function (GO): sequence-specific DNA binding; zinc ion binding; DNA-binding transcription factor activity, RNA polymerase II-specific
Source: RefSeq, a predicted model, not a curated record